CUUUGGCAAGAGUUGGCAAUAUUGAUAACUAUACCUAAUGCAAUAGUUUCUAUACACAAUAAAUUAAUAUCUGACCCACAAAAUUUGCCUGUGGUUUCUUUUUCCAAGCUAUUUUCUUUGAGAGGAAAAGAAAGGAAACAAAAUUACAUAGAAAAAUCAAAAUAGUGUACAUAUGUGUGUAUAACAGUUGUAGGUACCUAUGUAAUGUAAGUAAUAUGUAAUAAGUUUAUUUAUGAUACUAUUUUAUUAAAGCAUCCCCUACAUUCUUACGACACGUAAAGUUUUAAGGAAAACCAGUACAUCCAAUAAAUUAUAACGAUACGAUCUACAUGAGUUUGGAUAUAGAAGAGGUUAACGAGACUCAACAAUUAAUGCAGAAUGAGGGGGAAGAAGAAGAACCAAAAGCGUGUGACUCAGCAACUUCGCCUGUCACCAGCAAUAAGAUGUCUAGUGGGGCCGCCAGUCUUACUUCGGGGAAGCCCCAAGUGCAACCUAGCUCUGGAAAUAACAGCCUGAAUGAGUCAACAAAAGUGUCUUACAUUAACGAAAGACGGCUACAUCGAGAUUUGAUGAGGUCCAAUUAUAAUAAUAGGCCUAAGCAUGUUCCAAAAGAAUCUACUGAUGUGAAGCAUAUGGAAAAGGCUUUGUUAGAGUUGUUAGAAGAUUUUCACACAGGAAAAUUAAGUGCAUUUGGCACAGGAUGCAGUAUGGCACAAAUGAUUAAUGUUCGGGACCAGCAGGAACAUUUAGCUAGACUACACUUCCGCCUUUGUUCUGAUGUUGAAAAACCUACAGAUGAUAGUUUUGAAAACUCAGGUGCAAGAGACAAGAUGGCACAAUUAGUACAAACUUUGGAACAACUGUCAGCUUCAAUAGAACAUUUGCAUUCUGAUGGAAAUAUAAAUGUUGAAAAAAAUAUUUCACAAUAAAAAAGCAUGAUUUCUUCUA
Amyelois transitella is the source of this 948-nucleotide messenger RNA. RefSeq lists its product as uncharacterized. The record is from RefSeq and is a predicted model, not a curated record. The transcript has a single exon. NCBI's taxonomy places the organism in Eukaryota, Metazoa, Arthropoda, Insecta, Lepidoptera, Pyralidae. The coding region runs from base 330 to 929 and encodes 199 amino acids.